UAUGUCUGAAGCAGUGAAGAUCCUGAAACCAGACUACCUUUUGCAUGCUAUCAAAGAGCAUGACAUGGAUCAGGCUAUCAUCUUUUGCAGAACCAAACUAGACUGUGAUAAUGUUGAGAAGUUCUUAAUCAAACAUGGUGGAGGUCCAAGGCCUACGAUGCCUGAUAGCAAAUUCUCAUGUGUCUGUCUUCAUGGUGAUCGUAGGCCACAAGAAAGACGAGAAAACUUGCAACGAUUUAAGAGUUUUGAAGUUGCACUACUUAUCUGUACAGAUGUAGCAGCAAGAGGCCUAGACAUAAGUGGUGUUCCAUAUGUUAUCAAUGUUACGAUGCCAGAUGAAAAACAGAACUACGUCCAUCGCAUUGGUCGAGUAGGAAGAGCCGAAAGGAUGGGUUUGGCAAUUUCACUUGUAUCAACAGUACCUGAAAAGGUUUGGUAUCAUUCAUGCCCAAGCAGAGGUAAGAAUUGUAACAACACAAGACUGAAGACUGAUAAUGGCUGCUGCAUAUGGUACAAUGAAAUGCAGUAUCUGGCUGAUGUUGAGGAACACCUUGGUAUAACCAUUGACACUGUGGACAAGGACAUGAAGGUAUUGGUCAAUGAGUUUGAUGGCAAAGUCACUUACGGUCAGAAGAGUCAAAACAAAGGUAAUAAAUAGAUUAUUUCACAUUUU
Molecule: messenger RNA, 673 nt
Organism: Anneissia japonica
Lineage: Eukaryota; Metazoa; Echinodermata; Crinoidea; Comatulida; Comatulidae
Product: ATP-dependent RNA helicase DDX1-like
Exons: 7
Coding region: 2-658 (218 amino acids)
Source: RefSeq, a predicted model, not a curated record